AUGAUGGCCAAAAUUGGUAAUAAAGAAGCUUGCAGAGUUUUAGCCAAUCAGCUUGUACAACUGUGGAAACAGAAAAUAAGAACUUUUGCUGUAAGUUCUAAAAUCACUUCUAUGUCCACACAAACAAAAGUAAUGAACUCCCAAAUGAAGAUAGCAGGUGCAAUGUUUACCACAGCAAAGGCAAUCCAGGCAGUUAACAAGAAGAUGGAUCCACAAAAGACAUUACAAACAAUGCAGAAUUUCCAGAAGGAAAACAUGAAAAUGGAAAUGACUGAAGAAAUGAUCAGUGACACACUCGAUGACGUCUUUGAUGGCUCUGAUGAUGAAGAAGAAAGCCAAGAUAUUGUGAAUCAAAUUUGUGAUGAAAUAGGAAUUGAAAUCUCUGGAAAGAUGGCCAAAGCUCCAUCCACUGCCCGAAGCUUACCGUCUGCCUCUACUUCAAAGGCUACAAUCUCUGAUAAAGAGAUUGAAUGA
This is a messenger RNA of Pteronotus mesoamericanus, 474 nucleotides long. RefSeq names its product charged multivesicular body protein 2b-like. Lineage: Eukaryota; Metazoa; Chordata; Mammalia; Chiroptera; Mormoopidae. Gene Ontology annotation, biological process: protein transport; endosome transport via multivesicular body sorting pathway; late endosome to vacuole transport. Bases 1 to 474 code for a protein of 157 amino acids. The record is from RefSeq and is a predicted model, not a curated record. The transcript has a single exon. Gene Ontology annotation, cellular component: ESCRT III complex; multivesicular body.